This is a messenger RNA of Rotaria sp. Silwood2, 351 nucleotides long. Lineage: Eukaryota; Metazoa; Rotifera; Eurotatoria; Philodinida; Philodinidae. The record is from the annotation of a GenBank genome assembly.
AUGGUAAUAAAAGAAAAAUGUGAAACAAAAAAACUUAUCGUAUUACCUAUCGAUGAAGAAAUUAAUGCUGUCGUUUCGUCAUUCAUUCAUAUAUUUGAACAAACAGGUUAUAUCGAAUCAGCUCCUAAAUGCUACGAACGCCUGCAUAAUAUAGCUAAACUUAUUGUUUCAUCUUCUGUUAAUGAUGAAAAUGAAGAUGAAAAAACUGAAGAUGAUAAAAGUCAUAACGAUAAAAUUGAAUAUAAUAAAAGUAAUGAUGAAACAAUUGAAGAUGAUGAUAGAAAAUAUUAUAAGCACCAUAGUAAUUUUGAAGCUGAUGAAAGAAAAAAAAUGAAAAGUGAACCAUAUUGA